AUGGCCGUGUCAAAUCAUCCAGCGCCGUCCCCAACAGCCCUUCUUAUAUACCCCGCUACAUUGCUCUUAGGGUCACUGUUCUCUGUCAUAUCACCAGUCGCUCACGCGACGAGGAAAUUAACCUCGCACCUGCCUCGACCAUCCUCCCCCUUGGCACCAUCUAUCGCCGCCGAUCUUCAUCUUGCAGAGAGCCCUGUCAACUACUUUGCCCGCAAAAACAACAUCUUCAAUAUCUACUUCGUGAAGAUCGGAUGGCUAUGGACGACAGCAGCCUUUGCGUCGAUUAUUUUCUUCCAACCUGCGUACCGCGUCUCCUCCUCGUCUUCUCCGGCACAACAACAAAUACGCACCCGACGUGUGAUUCAAGCCUGCCUCCGAUAUGCGAUCGCUACCACAAUAUGGUAUCUGAUGACACAGUGGUUCUUCGGGCCGGCAAUAAUUGACCGCAGCUUUGUCUUUACGGGCGGAAAAUGCGAGGAAGUGAUCGAUCGCGCAAGCAGGGUUGAUUCCGAUGACAGCCCGUCCGCUCAAUUGGACCUCUUCUCUGCAGCUGCCUGUAAAGCCGCGGGUGGGGCAUGGAAAGGCGGUCAUGACAUCAGUGGGCAUGUCUUCAUGCUUGUAUUGGCAACUGCCUCGCUCGCCUACGAGGCCGUGGGCGUGAAAGCGUUCUCUGCACCCUCAGUCUCUCGGGCGAACGGAGAGGCGUCGCGGGAACGCAAGACCAGUGACGCCGCAGUUCCUGGAACGAUCGGAGACCAGGACGGCGAUGGCCUUGCAAGGAAAUUCUCGCUUCGCCUAGUCUGGGGCGUCAUCAUUCUGGGCUGGUGGAUGUUGUUUAUGACUGCCAUUUGGUUCCACACCUGGCUGGAGAAAGUAUGUCAACCCAACCUUUCGCGAGGAUUAACUCUAUACGAUGUCUUUGGAAGAAAACCACACCGCUCCUGCAAGUGA
Molecule: messenger RNA, 951 nt
Organism: Penicillium diatomitis
Lineage: Eukaryota; Fungi; Ascomycota; Eurotiomycetes; Eurotiales; Aspergillaceae
Product: putative inositol phospholipid biosynthesis protein Scs3
Exons: 1
Coding region: 1-951 (316 amino acids)
Biological process (GO): lipid storage; phospholipid biosynthetic process; lipid droplet organization
Cellular component (GO): endoplasmic reticulum membrane
Source: RefSeq, a predicted model, not a curated record